AGCAGUUCAUGUGUAAGACCCCGGCCAUAGCGGAUAUUGUGAUCCUGGUGGACGGAUCAUGGAGUAUCGGUCGGAUAAACUUCCGUCUGGUUCGCAUGUUCCUGGAGAAUCUGGUUAGCGCCUUCCAUGUGGAGUUUGACAAGACCCGGAUAGGUGAGGAAACAAUCUGUCAGCCAUUUUACUGGUUUCUUUAUCAUCCUCAUUGGUGAUGUUGUUUCCCUAUCAUUGUCAUCAUCAUUAUAAUUAUAAGCAUGUGAAAGCAGCAUUGCUAAAGCGCUCAUGAUUAGAUGGUGAUAGCCAAUUAGCCAUAUGGUGAUGGCCAUAGCCUUUCUAUUCCACCCACUCGAGUCACAGAUACUGUCAUUCUGUGUUGUUGUGUUUCAUCUGGGUAAUAAAUUAUUAGCUGCUCAUCAGUACAAUAACAGCGUGUGAUUGUGUGUUGAGAGAAGCUACCCUGAGUGUUGAUUCCCUUUGCACAGGUCUGGCCCAGUACAGUGGUGACCCCAGGAUUGAGUGGCACCUGAACACUUUCACCACCAAAGAAGCAGUCAUCGACGCUGUGAAGAACCUGCCCUACAAAGGAGGGAACACACUGACGGGUACUGGAAAGGAAUCCUUUCUUCCUCUGUACUCUGUAAUACUACUGAUCUCCACAUAAUACACAUUACCCACACGGCACAAAUUACGCUCAUAAUGUUAUUCUACCACAUUGUAUUAGAUAACCUGAUUGACAAUCCGUUUUCCAUUACAUUUUGACCAUAUCUUAGACAUUUAGCCAGGCAACCCAAUAACCCAACAAAUAUGCUAAUACUGUAUGUGACAGUCCUCAAGAACCCCUGUGUAUGCAGGAGUUAGACAGUAUGCUGAUCUUUUUCUCUCUAGGUCUUGCAUUGACGUACAUCCUUGAGAACAGUUACAAACCCGAGUCCGGAUCCAGGGCCGGUGUUCCCAAAAUUGGUAUCCUGAUCACAGAUGGGAAGUCUCAAGAUGAUGUCCAACCCCCAGCGCGGAGUCUGAGAGAGGCGGGAAUAGAGCUGUUUGCCAUUGGUACGAGACAAAGCCUCAUCUUAGUUUUCUCUAAAUGCUCAUAUACUACUGUAGUUAAACAGAUUGAAUGCAGAUACACUAUUGACGGACGGAGGACAUUUUUUCACCUAUAACAUUUAUACAGUCUGGUUUGAAUGUGAAGCCACCUGUUCUGACACCUGCUCAGUGUGGUGAUAUGUCAUCUAGAGAUGUCUCAUUCUACUCAUCUCUCUCUCUCUCUUUCUCUCUCAAUUAAAUUCAAAGGGCUUUAUUGGCAUGGGAAACAUGUUUACAUCUCUCGCUCUCUCUCUCUCUCUCUCUCUCUCUCUCUUUCUCUCUCUCUCUCUCUCUCUUUCUCCCCUCUCUCUCUGUAAAGGUGUGAAGAACGCCGAUGAGAAAGAGCUGAAGGCCAUCGGGUCGCCUCCAGAGGAGACGCACGUCUACAACGUGGCCGACUUCAGCGUCAUGAGCUCCAUCGUGGAGGGUCUGACCAGGACCGUCUGCGACCGGGUCGAACAGCUCGACAAGGCCAUCAAAGGUGAGACAGAUUCAAGUACAGUAGUAGAUUCAGAAAAGAGAAUUGAGAAUGUUAAAUCCAGACCUGGAUUCAAAUACAUGUGUAUUUGAGUAUCUGUUAUUUAAAAUCAGUUUUCUGUGUAUUUUAGUAUUUUCAAAUACACAGUCCAAAACAAGUACAGUACUUCUAUUUGAGUAUUUGAAUGGUUAUUUGUAAAAUACUUAUUUCACAUACUAUUUUUGAAUACCCGGGUUAAAUGCAUUGGAUUGUAUAGACAUUUAGUCAUAUAGUGUUCCUUUGUACGAACAGACAGUGUUUAAAUAGUGACACUUCAGUCAUUUUGGACAAAUCCACUGGAAAGCAAACAAAUCCAUCCUCUCAUCCUUUCUUUCCUCUGCCACCCUACAUCUUCUAACCCUUUCACUUUCCUCUGCCACCCUACCAUCCUUUCUCUCUUUCUUCUCCCACGCUACAUUCUCUCAGGCGACACAGGCCCAGAAGUCACCAUGGCCGCUCCCAGAGACCUGGUGACCUCGGAGGUUACGGCCAGGAGUUUCCGGGUGUCGUGGACCCACGCCCCGGGAACGGUGGAGAAAUACCGGGUGGUGUUCUACCCUGCCAGCGGGGGCCAGCCUGAGGAGAAGGUGGUGCAGGGCACAGUGGACACGGUGGUGCUCAACUACCUCCUCUCCCUGACUGAGUACCAGGUGGCCGUGUUCGCCAUUUACGCCAGCUCAGCUAGCGAGGCUCUCCGAGGCAGUGCCACCACAUGUAAGUCUAGUUACAAAACUGAAUCUCAUCUAAUUUAGUGGGGGCUAGAAGUUGAUGAAUGGUCUGAAAUCCCCCUUUGGAUAUCUGUGAAUACUAAGUACACAAUUGACCUUGUCUCAAAGUUAAUGGGGAUGGUGAGUAACCUACCGCUGUCAAGACUGACAUACAGAUGGAGGGGGAAGGAAGACAAUUUAUGACAUCCAAACAUCCAGUAAUGCUGUAAGUGCUCUCACUUUUGGAGCACUUAAGUAGCCCCUAUUGCGUUUAGGCUGACCAUUUAUGUAUUUCUAUAGACAUGUAAUUUAAGGGAGGGGCUAUGGCCACUCUUGGUCAAACAGGUUAACAGGAAUGGAGAUUGCUUUGCUGUGUGAAUUGUGAAUUAUGCCUAAUUGUUUACAAUUUGACUUUUGCUUCUCCUCAUAGUAUGUUACGAUACUGGUUAGCAAACCUACACACUUAGAAAAAAGGGUUCCAAAAGGGUUCUUCGGCUGUCCCCAUAGGAUAACCAUUUUUGGCUCCAGGUAGAACGGUUUUGGGUUCCAUGUAGAACCCUCUGUGGAAAGGGUUCUUCAUGGAACCCAAAAGGGUUUUACCUGGAACCAAAAAUGAUGAACCAUUUUAGGUUCUAGAUAGCACCUUUUUUUCUAAGAGUGUAUAUAAACUUUGGCCAAUCAAGGACAGCUAGGACAUGCUAACCAGUCUGUAACCUCUCGGAGUCGAGGUAAGCGAAUAGGGUGUUGUAUGUCUUUGUCCCUAGUGGAGACAGCAUAGCCUACUCACCAGGGUCCAGGGAGAGCUCAGUUGGGAAUCGGUAGUCGGCCAGCCCAAGCAAGUUAUUAGGUUCAAAUGGUGACGAAGAUAAUAGUCUACAAAAGGAAAAACAAAAAGGCAUGCCAACCUAAGGAAAAUGAUUCAGACACAAAUGGGAAAACCCUGCCGGGUCAGGAAGCUACUUCCAAUCAGCUUCUCAGCUAGGUAAUCACUCCCACCUGUGAACAAUCACUCCCUACCGGCACUCCAAGCACCUGGACCUGCUGCUUCUGUGAUAUGAAGAGGGGAAAUGGACUGCUACGGUAACUGUCCUAACCUACUUCCUACCGCUAACCCCUGAUUCUACCAAGCAGCUGCACGUCAGGACCUUGAUUAGAGUAGAAUCAACUGUCUUAGACAGAGCAGGGCUGGAGCAAAAACCUGCAUAUGCAGUAGGUAAGCAUUUCACUGUUAGUCUGCACCUGUUGUUUACAAAGCAUGUGAUGAAUCCAAUUUGAUUUGAUUUGAUUUGAGCUCUCCAUAAGGAGGGUUUUGCUAAACCUGGUCUACUGGUCUAAGUCAUGUCCUAGUCUGAACCCUGUGUGAAUUGUGUGUGACCUCUGUGUGACCCAUAUAAAUAAAAUUACUAGAACGGGAAAAGCCCCUCUGACCUCAGCAAUUUGACUGCACCCUCAUUGGUACGCUCAAUAUGACUGAUAUAGAAUUGUAAUCCUGAAUGUUGACUUGAAUGUUGAUGGCUGUUCUAGUAAUUCUAUGAUGUGACCCCUGUAUAACCCUUGUGUGUUGCAGUGGCCCUGCCCAUGGUGAACAACCUGGAGCUGUUUGACAUCACCCACAAUAGCAUGAGAGCCCGCUGGAGGGUCGCAGAGGGGGCUUCUGGCUACAUGAUCCUCUAUGCCCCGCUGACCGAGGGAGACGCCGCCGACGAGAAGGAGGUGAGAGAAAAAAGAGAGAGAAGGGAGGAUGGAGAGGAUAGAGAAAGGAGGAUGAGAGAAUGAGAGAGAAGAGGAAUGAGAUGGUAAAAUAAAGACAGAGAGAAGGAGAAAAGUCUGUCAGAAAGAAAAGUAAAGAAUAAAUAUAAUCCAAAGCAUAGAUGGAGAGGGAGAGAGAGAGAAGAGGAUUUAAGAAAUGGAGUGGCUAAAUUUAAAUACAGAGGAAAGUAAAGAAGUAGCAAGGGAGGGCAUUUAGACUCAAAGCAAGGAAAUAUUUAAAUACACUCUAACUAGUACAGUGAAAGGGGGCGUGGGGAGAGGGAGAGAGAGAGGGAGAGAGAAAUUGAGGGCAAAGUCCUCCACCCCUCAAAUUCCACCCAUCCUGUUAGUGCUCAUUAAAAAAUAACACUCCCUCCAGGCACAAUAAUCAGUUCAGGUUCACAGUUUCGCUUGCUCAGCCUGUUGGGGCACAACAUAAGACCGUAUAGGGCUUUUCUCGCUUUCUUUUUCUCAAAGUGAUGCUUUAGGUUUUUGCGCUUGUAUCUUUUUUCACUUAAAGUUACAUUGGCUGUUGUCGAUUGAUCCAGACAGGUUUUAAGUGCAUAUCUGUUUUUUUUUGUUAAAAUCUGCAGCGUCUAGCUAGAAUAGCCUAAAACUAAUGGAAUCCUGAGGCAGUAUGGUUCAUUCUGGAAAAGGCAAGAAAAGUCACUUUAUUCACACCCUCAUGUAUCACGUCUGGCUGGCUGCCUUGCCCUUGUUUGUUUGAUGGUUGAUAUUCUGUCUAUCAACCCCCUGUAUGUAUCUUGCUCCUUUGCCAACGUCUCUGCGUACCUGUCUGUCACCUUGUCUAAGGUCGUCUAAGGUCUCUGAUGAAUGUUUGUGCAGGUGAAAGUGGCUGAGACGGUGAAUGAAGUGGAACUGGAGAACCUGACUCCAGACACAGAGUACACAGUGACCGUGUACGCCAUGUACGGAGAGGAGGCCAGUGACCCUAUGACCAGUCAGGAGACCACGCGUGAGUAACCGCCUCAUACACUCGUACGCAUGCACGUGUACACACAGAUUCACACACAUUAUGAAUAAGCAGACACACCGACAUACGCACACACAGAAAAUAAUUUCAGCAACACUGCGCUACCAGUAAGAAAACAGUUGUGGCGCUUGUAAAAACAUGAGUAGAUAAAGCUGUCAUAAUAAUUGUAAAUCGCUAUCAGAAGAUGGGAUGCAUAUUUACUGGCUGAGCAUGAGAUAUUUACUGUAGGUAUUUAGAUGUUUGGUUAGCCAUCAGGCCUAGUGAAUUUGCAUACUUCUGUCUGCAUCUGUCAAGCCCUGGCAAGCUUUAGAACCAGACCUAAUGAACAGGCUGCCAAAACAAUGGUGUUUGUGCUAAUGCUGCAUUUCAGAGCUAUUUGGGGGCAUCAAUUUAGUGUUGACAUUGACGAACUGUCAGUCACCACCUUGCUAACCGCCACAUUCAUGUGUUAUUAUCCUUCUUUGAACAUUUAUAAGGGCGGUGUCACGACAUGUGUUGUAGAUAUACAGAGCCUUGAAAACAAUUCAGAAAGUAGUUAGUCUGUUUUAAGGGAAAGGAUAGUGCCUUAAAGGAAUAGUUACAUUUACAUUUUAGUUCACUCCAAAAUAAAACUUUGUUGGAUGUGGUGUAGAUCCAGCCUAUAUGUCUCAACCCCAAAAUAAUGGGAAAGAUAAACACUGUCUAAAACGCUGGUAGUAUGUCCAAUUCAUUUGGAAUUUAGAUAUGUAACAUGAUCUAAAUAACAGAUUGUGUGUUCUCAACUCAUCUCAACAUUAGACCACCUAGGACAUCUGAAAACAUUAGACAAGCUGAUUUUGGAGUGAUCUGUCACAUUUAAGAAUGACAGCAUUGCAGUAUGGUAGGAAUAGAUCCUUGACAAACUUUAAAACCCUCCUUUCCAACUGAACCCAGUCCACCUUCACUGCAUCCUUUUCAUGCUCCCUGCGUCUAAAGUUAAACGCUGACCCUCAUUUAAAUUGAGGUGAAUGAACCGCAGCAAGAAAAAACUGGAGUAAUUGUAAGCAGGACUUCUAGCCCUACCUAAAGCUCCUUGUUAAAUUCUAACUCUGCCAGAGAAUGUGCUUUGUCCUCAAAAGGCCAUUCUUCUGCCCUUUUGUUCCUCAGAGAGGAACUCUCAAACAAAAAGAGUCACUUACUUCAUGCACCAGCGGGAGGGUGACUCAGGCUAUUGUGUUUAAUUAUAACUAUAUUAGGGUUGACCCGUGUUCCUGUUCUCUGCCCCCCUCUUCUCCCAGUACCCCUGACCCCGGCGCGGAACCUGCACUUCUCCGACGUCGACCACAGCUCGGCCAGACUCACCUGGGAGGCGACGUCCAAGAAGGCCAAUGGCUACCGCAUCAUGUACGUCAAGACAGAUGGAGUGCAGACCAAUGAGGUGAGAGCUCACGGCACUUGGCCAAUAACGUAGCUGGGCUUUAAAUCCAUGAAUAGAUUGUGUAAAUGUUAAUGUUGCAGACUUUCCCCCUAAAUAAAUAACUUUACAAAGAGAGUUCUGUGUUUCUGCACGAAUAGCAUCUUGCUAACAUAUAAACCUUAUAGAAUAUAUAAUGUGUUAUAUAUAAUCUGGUGCUGACUGAUGUAUAGAAAAGUAGGCAUCACUGGAAGGAUACCACCUUUAUGAGAUGCGAUAAAUAAAAUAAAAUAUAUAUACUGUAUAUAUGUGUUAUUGUCACAUAGAGGGACUCACACUGACCGUUAACCCUGACCUCUCUUCCGUGGCCAUAGAUGGACGUUGGCCGCAUCACCACCCUGUUGCUGAGGAACCUGACAUCAUUGACGGAGUACACGGUGGCCAUCUUUGCUAUCUAUGACGAGGGCCAGGCAGAGCCCCUAACUGACAGCUUCACCACUAGUAAGACUGUCUCUACCCGUAUAAGCAAUGCUAUUGGCAGCUCUUGGCUUUCAACAACAGCCUUUAUUAUACAAAAAAGGCCAUAAAUGCUGUGGCUUGUAGAAAGUGCCAUAUAAAUAUAAUUAAUAGAACGGACAUUCCCAGUCAAUUCAAUGUUCCGUGAUGGGUGGGCAUUCUAUUUCAAUGGAAAGUACUACCAAAUUAUCUAGCUGCAUUUGAAGAUGAAACGCUGAGUCAUGAACAGUUUCUUACAUGUGAUAAAGUGUAUCUAAAAGUGAGUGCUGACUGUGAAUGACCACUCAUAUGGGGGAUGGCAAAGUGAUGUGGAACUCUCCUUCCAUUAUUUUGAGGCUUCUUUACCCUUUGUGUCUAAUCCAGAGACAGUCCCAGAGCCUCUAAACCUGAGGAGCAGUGAAGUCUCCACAGAGAGCUUCAGGGUCACCUGGGAACACUCAGCCCAAGACGUGGUCCUCUACAGACUCACCUGGAACCCAACCAGAGGAGGAGACACUAAAGAGGUCUGUGUCUGAUGUCUGUUGGUUAGUUGAAUGGAGUGGCGCAGUGGUCUAAGGCACUGCAUUGCAGUGCUAGCUGUGCCACUAGAGAUCCUGGUUCGAAUCCAGGCUCUGUCGUAGCCGGCCGCGACCGGGAGACCCAUGGGGCGGCGCACAAUUGGCCCAGCGUCGUCCAGGGUAGGGGAGGGAAUGGCCGGCAGGGAUGUAGCUCAGUUGGUAGAGCAUGGCAUUUGUAAUGCCAGGGUUGUGGGUUCGAUUCCAGUAUAAAAAAAGUAAAAUGUAUGCACUCACUAACUGUAAGUCGCUCUGGAUAAGAGCGUCUGCUAAAUGACUAAAAUGUAAAUGUAAAAUGAUAGUUCUCUGUCUGUCUGUGUUUCUGUCUGUCUGUCAGUGCAGUUAGUGUCUCACAUCAGCUAAAGAAUCUCUGACUGCAAAUGAAUUGCCUCGGCUAGCGGAUUUUCUGCUACGUGAUUUCUCUCAGGUUAUGUAUGCUGUAUUGGAAGGUGUCUGGCUCACCUCCCACACUGCUUGGCAUACUUUCUAUCACAUCCCUGAGCACUUAAAGAUUGACAUUUGCAGGCACUCAUUGAAUAUUGACACAAAGCCAGUCAUGCUAGAUACAGAUAUGGAUUGGUUACUUACCUUCUAUGUGUUUUAACCUUUUACUGCAGUGGGCUAAAUCGGGGUCACACAGAGUGAUUCUUGGUAGUCUUAAACAAAUCUACUUUGAAACAAAAGUAUACACCUCACACACACGUUUAUGGGCUUAAAAUAAAAAGACAGCUGCACCAUGUCAGAUAUAGAGUUGACAUUUAUUAAAUUUUGAGUUUGCAUCCCAAUAUUACACUUUAUAUACAUCACAGAAGACUGAAAUAUAACAAAACUGUUUGACAUAGAAACAGUGAAUUUACGUCGUAAAAAAUUAUGAAAUUAUGAAUAUGAUUAAUAACAUUCCACCCAUGAGGCCACAGAGGGCACUUUUGGUCAUUGACUGCAGGAAUGGGUUACAGUGCUAUUUUGAAGCCCUUUUGGUGACUGUAGAAUUCCAGUCCAUAAGUGCAUUCGGUAGCAGCAGAAAUAUCUGACAUUGACUCAACUUCUCACUACAUCCCCCCUCCUUCCAUCUCCCUCCCCUCCCCCCUCCCUCCCUCCCUCCCUCCCUCCCUCCAUCCAUCCCUCCAUCCAUCCAUCCCUCCCUCCCUCCCUCCCUCCCUCCCUCCCUCCCUCCCUCCCCCCCUCCCUCCCUCUCUCCCUCCAUGGUGAAGAUGCUAGUGAAUGGUAACAUGAACAGCCACCUGCUGACUGGACUGAGGCCCAUCACUGAGUACGAAGUCUCUCUGAUUGCUGUCUUUAGAAACGAGGAGGAAAGCGACGCCGUGACCCUUACAGAGUCAACAGGUAAUUAAGGGAAACUUCACUCCAAUCAGGGUUAAUUAAACAUUGGGGAUUGUAUUGAUUAUUGUAUUGAUUUAAUGUUGCCACUGUGCUACUGCUUGCUCUUUGGGGGCUUUGAGCCGGGUUACGAUGAAUCACCUUGUGACUUUCAAUGCAUUUGUUAAAAUCGUGCAUGUCCAGUACACAGCUUUUUUACCCAUGUGUUGUAUGUUUGCGACAGUGCAUUGUUCAUUGAGACUGGUCUUGAGAAACACCUUUGUGCUGAAAUAUUGACAUUAAAGUCUAAACUACACUACAUUACCAAAUGUAUGUGGACACCUGCUCAUUGAACAUCUCAUUUCAAAAUCAUGGGCAUUAAUAUGGAGUUGGUCCCCCCUUUGCUGCUAUUAAAGCCUCCACUCUUCUGGGAAGGCUUUCCACUAGAUGUUGGAACAUUACUGCAGGGACUUGCUUCCAUUCAGUCACAAGAGCAUUAGUGAGGUCGGGCACUAAUGUUGGGUGACUAGGCCUGGCUCGCAGUCAGCGUUCCAAUUCAUCCCAAAGGUGUCCGAUGGGGUUGAGGUCAGGGCUCUGUCCAGGCCAGUCAAGUUCGGGGGGCAUUGUCAUGCAGAAACAGGAAACUGCCUUCCCCAAACUGUUGCCACAAAGUUGGAAGCACAGAAUCGUCUAGAAUGUCAUUAUAUGCUGUAGCGUUAAUAUUUCCCUUCACCGGAACUAAGGGGCCUAGCCCGAACCAUGAAAAACAGCCCCAGACCAUUAUUCCUCCUCCACCAAACUUUACAGUUGGCACUAUGCAUUGGGGCAGGUAGCGUUCUCCUGUUAUCCGCCAAACACAGAUUCGUCCGUCGGACUGCCAGAUGGUGAAGCGUGAUUCAUCACUCCAGAGAAUGCGUUUCCACUGCUCCAGAGUCCAAUGGCGGCGAGCUUUACACCACUCCAGCUAACACUUGGCAUUGCACAUGGUGAUCUUAUGCUUAUGUGCAGCUGAUCGGCCAUGGAAACCCAUUUCAUGAUGCUCCCGACGAACAGUUCUUGUGCUGACCUUGCUUCCAGAGGCAGUUUGGAACUCGGUAGUGAGUGGUGCAACCGAGGACAGACGAUCUUUACGCACUACACACUUCAGCACUCUGCUGUCAAAUUCUGUGAGCUUGUGUGACCUACCACUUCGCGGCUGAGCCGUUGUUGCUUCUAGAUGUUUCCACUUCACAAUAACAGCACUUACAGUUGACUGGGGCAGCUCUAGCAGUGCAGAAAUUUGACGAACUGACUUGUUGGAAAGGUGGCAUCCUAUGACGGUGCCAUUUUGAAAGUCACUGAGCUCUUCAGUAUGGCCAUUCUACUGCCAAUGUUUGUCUGUGGAGAUUGUAUGGCUGUGUGCUCAAUUUUAUACACCUGUCAGCAACGGGUGUGGCUGAAAUAGCAAAAUCCACUAAUUUGAAGGGGUGUCCACAUACAUUUGUAUACAGUAUCAGUCAAAAGUUUGGACACACCUACUCAUUCAAGGGUUUUUCUUUACUUUUUACUAUUUUCUACAUUGUAGAAUAAUAGUGAAGGCAUCAAAACUAUGAAAUAACACAUAUGGAAUCAUGUAGUAACCAAAAAAGUGUUAAACAAAUCAAAAUAUAUUUUAUAUUUGAGAUUCUUCAAAUAGCCACCCUUUGCCUUGAUGACAGCUUUGCACACUCUUGGCAUUCUCUCAACCAGCUUCACCUGGAAUGCUUUUCCAACAGUCUUGAAGGAGUUCCCACAUAUGCUUAGCACUUGUUGGCUGCUUUUCCUUCACUCUGCCAUCCGACUAAUCCCAAACCAUCUCAAUUGGGUUGACGUUGGGUGAUUGUGGAGGCCAGGUCAUCUGAUGCAGCACUCCAUCACUCUCCUUCUUGGUAAAAUAGCCCUUACACAGCCUGGAGGUGUGUUGGGUCAUUGUCCUGUUGAAAAACAAAUGAUAGUCCCACUAAGCCCAAACCAGAUGGGAUGGCGUAUCGCUGCAGAAUGCUUUGGUAGCCAUGCUAGAUAAGUGUGCCUUGAAUUCUAAAUAAAUCACUGACAGUGUCACCAGCAAAGCACCCCCACACCAUAACACCUCCUCCUCCAUGCUUUACGGUGGGAACCACACAUGCGGAGAUCAUCCGUUCACCCACACCAAUUCUCACAAAGACACAGCGGUUGGAACCAAAAAUCUCAAAUUUGGACUCCAGACCAAAGGACAAAUUUCCACCUGUCUAAUGUCCAUUGCUCAUGUUUCUUGGCCCAAGCAGGUCUCUUCUUCUUAUUGGUGUCCUUUACUAGUGGUUUCUUUGCAGCAAUUCGACCAUGAAGGCCUGAUUCACACAGUCCCCUCUGAACAGUUGAUGUUGAGAUGUGUCUGUGACUUAAACUUUGAAAUGUUCAGUAUUGACUGACCUUCAUGUCUUAAAGUAAUGAUGGACUGUCGUUUUUCUUUGCUUAUUUGAGCUGUUCUUGCCAUAAUAUGGACUUGGUCUUUUACCAAAUAGGGGUAUCUUCUGUAUACCCCACCUACCUUGUCACAACACAACUGAUUGACUCAAACGCAUUAAGAAGGAAAGACAUUUCACAAAUUAACUUUUAAGAAGGCACACCUGUUAAUUGAAAUGCAUUCCAGGUGACUACCUCAUGAAGCUGGUUGAGAGAAUGCCAAGAGUGUGCAAAGCUGUCAUCAAGGCAAAGGGUGGCUAUUUGAAGAAUCUCAAAUAUUAAAUAUUUUUUUAUUUUUUUAACACUUUGUUGGUUACUACAUGAUUCCAUGUAUUUGAUGACUAUGAUGUGUUAUUUCAUAGUUUUGAUGUCUUCUCUAUUAUUCUACAAUGUAAAAAAUAGUAAAAAUAAAGAAAAACCCUUGAAUGAGUAGGUGUGUCCAAACUUUUGACUAGUACUGUAUGUAGUGUAUAUCCCCUCUUAUUCUUCUUCUGAAAUCCUCACUAUACAAAUCAAAUUGAAUUCAUAAAUGUAUUGAUUUAUUGAUUGACCUGACCAAUUUAUCUGUUUUUCAGUGGCAAGAACAACGACUACCACAAAAGCUACUACAACCACGACUACCACACGAGCUACCACAACAGCAGGUAAACUAGAUUUUUUCGGUCAUGCACUGUAUAGAUUUUUAUAAAGUUAAUUUUGUGAGAGCUUUUAAUAGUAAUUUCCCCAACGUGUCCUGUUGAAUAUAUUUAUAUAGUGCUUUUCACUUGGUUUGAAAUUGCAACUCACCAUUAUCAAUGAUAUGAAGAGUUUAUUUCCAAAACGCUAUAUCCCCCCCAAAAAAUCACAUUUGUGUUUUUUCAUCAGAAAUGAUUACUUAUGGGUACCUUCAUGUGUAGGUAAAAUAUUAAUUUUCUCCGGUUUUUUAUUCAUAGGUUUAAAAAAUGUGUUUUUUUGCAAGACGCUAUAUAUCCAUUGUUUAGCUGGAAUGGAAGGUUCGUAUACUGUAAAUUUGACUGUGAUAUGUGGUUUUCUCAUCUAGCAAUCUUAAGAUGAAGUAAGUCGCUCUGGAUAAGAUAAUCUGCUAAAUGACUAAAAUGUCAAAUGUCAAUGUUUUACAUACAGAUCUCCUAUUACUGUAUAUAAUUAUUUUUGUAAUUUUGUUUUGCUAUUGGUGUCACAAAUGUAGCAUUUGUACAUUUCUUUAUGAAACGAAGUUAUUUGGUACAUUUGACUAUGUAAAACCUAGCAGUACUACUUAUUUCUCUGAGAGUGAGGCAGAUAUAUAGUAUUUUGAAAAAAAACAUAAUUAUUUGUCUCUGAAAUUAAUCCAUUAAGUGACAGAUUUUAAAUACGUCUGUCAUUGAACAACCCCAUGCCAUGAUUAGAUAGUGAAAAAAUACACCAAUCUCUUUCAGAAUUUCUUUAAACAAUAAAAGCUAAUUUACCAACAUAUCUGAAAAUGGAUAUGUAGAGUUUUGGAGUGAAAUUCUUCAUACUGUAUGUAGCUAUGAUCUCAUCAGGAUCCCUGUGUUUGUGUGCCCGCUCUUUCUGCACUGUUGCAUCAUUAAUCUAUUAAUAUUGUGUUUAUUCAAAUAUAUGCAUGCACCCACAUACUCCCGUGUAGCUCAGUUGGUAGAGCAUGGCGUUUGCAACAGCAGGGUUGUGGGUUCGUUUCCCAUGGGGGCCAGUAUGAAAGAAAAUGUAUGCAAUCACUAACUGUAAGUUGCUCUGGAUAAGAGCGUCUGCUAAAUGACUAAAAUGUAAAUGUCUGCAUAGUAAAGCCACCUGGUGCCUCUAUCCUCUCCAUUUUCCACCUCCCUUUCUCAACUCAUCAUUGCUUCCCUUUUUCCCUCUCCCCCUCCCUCCACCCACACUACCCUCUUUUUCUACCUUCCUCCAACCUCCUGUACCCUCUCUCCCUCCCUUCCUCCAUCUAUCCUUCCCUCUACCCAUCUCCCUCCCUCCCUCUCCCAGUUGUGCAUCUGGGUGUGAGGAACCUCCUGCUUAGUGAUCCCACCACCUUCAGCAUGGAGGUGUCCUGGGAGCUGCAGGACCGCAACGUGCGUCAGUACCGCAUUGCCUAUGUCACCGCCAGGGGCGAUCGUGACGAGGAGACGGUAAGACGCAGACAGAGGAGACUUCCUUUGUUGUUCACUAAAGGCCAGCCCAGAAAUAGGAGCAGUAGAGUGGAACCCACAGCCCUACUCUGUAGCAAAGUCAAGGGGAUUGAUAGUUUGCAUUCUUCACAGAUACUUCAUUCCAAACUAGAUUGAACCGUCCAAAUUAUAAAUAGUUUAUGAGGGAGCGCCCACAUUAUAGAAAAAAAUCUAAUUUGGCAACGGCGGUGGCAUUGGAACUCGGCCACUCGGGUCGCACUCCGUCCUGCGGUCCCCCCCUUCGAAAAUACUAGCUGCUAUUUUCAUCACGUUUGCCUGAAAUUGAUUUGUCAAGCUCACCGCUCGCCGCUUGUCAUGGCUGUGAAACUUUUUUGGAUGGAGGAAAGGCUAGACCGCACACGCUCGGAAUACAAACAGGAAUGAGAGGAGGAAUGGAGAGUGGAUGAGAGAGAGAGACAGAGACGGAGAGAAAAAGAGGUUGACUGUGGUGGAGAGAGAGAGAGAGGGGAGGGAGGAGUGGCUGCAGUCCAGAAAUGACAGACAUUCUAGGGGAUUCUGAAAUUAGACAGCCUGCAUUACGAAUUCACAGUGUUCACAUGUCGAGUUAGGCGUUGUUCAAUACAUUACUCAAUUAACUUCUAUAGCCUAACUCCUGAAAGUUUAAAAGUAUCUUGUUUUACUAUUUUUCCAAUUACAUUUACUGAUAUCAGUGUCUAGGUAGUCUAUACCUUCAUUUCAAAUUCAAUGUCUAUUUAUAAUCAAAAUUGUACAUAAAUUGGUGGCAAAGUACCCCAAAACACAUACAUGUUUAGCAAGACAAGCUUAGCAUUAUUUGUUUAAUGCUCACUCACUUCAUGUAGAUUUCUAUGAGUGUUGCCUAUAUGACUUUGCAAUGAAUUGCUGUUUAAAACUAUAUUCCUGUCAGCUAUUAGAUGUGGAUAUGAAUAAAUCAUUGUUUAAUUAAUGUUUAUUAUGUGCAUACAGAGAUUCAUACAUAACCAGAGCCAGUAUGAUUCAAAUUCUAGUUUUCUGCUCAAGUGCAGACCUGACAUGUUCUUAACUAUUUUUGGGAGGUAUUCUUUUUUGUCAUUCAUUGAUUGCCUAAAAUAUGUGGUUUUUAAGCCCUAAACGAGAGAUUCUCCUAAAUACAGUACUUCAUCUCUGUCUGCUCAAUUUUGUUUCAUGGCCUUUUAAUCAUUCAAUUCACUCAGUCAUUUGCUGAAUGGUUUUCUUCAGUACAGCAUGUUCAUUCACUCACUAUCACACGUUAUUGCACAUAACGUAAGGACAUGAAGAUUUGCUUAGCAAACAAAAGAUGCGAAAACAGAAAUCAGAUCAAUCAAUCUUUCUGUUAUCACUAAAAACAAAGCCAUCACAGAGCUCCUAUUAGCUCGCCUGGUCCCAGACAGUCUGUGCUGUAUUGUCAAUUCCUAUGGUCAUUGUUUGGCAUGACAGCACAGACAGGUCUGGUGCACGGCUACCUACUAACUUAAUCUGUUCCUCUGAUACAACUCCAAUACAUUUAAUCACCAGUCACAUUGACCCAGUAUGUCCCUUAACCGACCUCCACUCCAGACAAUACCAGAACCUCGUCCUAGUAUCGUGAUUGCCAGUUGUGUGUGUGUCUGUGUUCUAGAAAAUGGUCCCCGGUGGUCAGAACAGCCUCCUGCUGCAGCCACUGCUGUCUGACACGGAGUACAAGGUGACGGUCACCCCGGUCUACACCGACGGAGACGGCCCCGGUGUCAGCCGCAUGGGACGUACCUGUAAGUCUGUCUGCAUGACCUUCUCUCCGUGGUGACAUUUUAGUGACAGGCUCAGACUCUGAGAUAUAUGUUCCGUUCUGUUCGGCACAAUGGAAGCCUCUGUGCUUCUGUAUUCUUCUUUCAUGUGGAAUAUGAACUUUAAAGAUAUAUAAUGGAGUAAACUCAGCAGGUAAAGCUGGGCAAACCUUGUUGAAUGGUUGUAAUGAUGUCAUUUCAACCAGUGUUGCCCAUUGGGAAUGAAUGAGUUAGUUAGUUAGUUAGUCCAUGAACCCUCACCGUAGGUGAGAUACCCAUGCUCUUUAUAUCAUUGACACAUAUUGAAAAAUCCAAUGGAAGCUCUUCACCUCUACAUCAGAGAGCUCUCAUUGGCUUGAAUCAGCUGUUGAUUGACAGGAGAUGGUAAUCCUGCCUGUGGAGGUUGUCAGAAGCUUAAGGCACCCACAUUGUUAGCAAACAUUUUUUUAUGGAAUUCACAUUUACAUUCUUCAUCUUCCUCAAAUGCUAACAUGAGUAGUUGCUGAUUAUUUUCCCUGCUCUGAAAAUGACAGUCCCCUUUAAGAAUGAAAAAUUAGGCUAAUCCCUCAAACAACAUGUCAUAUUGGAUGUGUGUGUGUGUGUGUGUGUGUGUGUGAAUGAUUUGUUUUGUAUGGAACAGGUCUGGACAAAUUAUGCUAACACUACUGAAUACAGUUGUAAUUCAGUCCAAUGCUGUGAGUCUGUGACUCAGAGUUAGUCAUCUAAAAGCCCAUCAGACAUGUACCGUGUUUAAUUUAAGAACUCUCAAUGUGCUUCUCUUUUUAGGACAGGAGACUGAGUGACUCAUAUGUACACAGAGUUUCUCAUCUACAAUUCAUUACUGUACUUGAUGAAAAUGUACCUUUUUUCUGAGUGUGUUCUGUUCUCUCUCUCUGUCUAUCGCUCACUCACUCACUCUAUACCUUUAUCUCCCACCCUCUGUCUGUCUGUCUGUCUGUCCGUCCGUCUGUCUGUCUGUCUGUCUUUCUUUUUUCCUCUAAUUCCCUCUCUAUAUUAAUCUAUCUCGUCUCCAUACUUUUUCCCCCUCUAUCCAUUUCUUCUUUCAUUCUCUCUUUCCCUUGCUCUUUCAUUCUUCCUGCAGUACCACUGUCUGCUCCUAGGAACCUGAGAGUGUCGGAGGAAUGGUACAACCGCUUCCGUAUCACCUGGAACACGCCCCCAUCCCCCACUAUGGGCUACAGGGUCGUCUACAAACCCAUCUCUGGUAUGUACACACACAUUCACACACACACAGUACUGCUUAUUUCAAAAGAUAGCCUAUCUAACCCACAUAAACCCUACAACACACAUCAAUACUGCUUAUUAAAAUGAUCUAUCAUACAACCCAUCUCUUCCACCUGACCUUUUACUACUACAACAACUACUACUACUACUGAUACUAAUACUAAUACUACCAUUACUAGUACUGCUACUAAUACUACUAUUACUACUACUGCUACUAAUACUAAUACUACCAUUUCUACUACUGCUACUAAUACUACUACUACUACUACUACUACUACUACUACUACUACUACUACUACUACUACUACUACUACUACUGCUAAUACUACAUUUACAUCAUUUAGCAGACGCUCUUAUCCUACUACCACUACUACUACUAUGACUACUACUACUACUACUACUGCUACUACUACUACUACUACUACUACUACUACUACUACUACUACUACCACUACUGCUACUAAUGCUAAUAUUACUAAUACUCUACUAAUACUAUUACUACUACUACUACUACUGCUAGUACUACUAAUACUACUACUACUACUAAUACCACUACUACUACUACUACUACUACUACUACUACUACUACUACUACUGCUGCUGCUGCUAGUACUACUACUACUACUACUACUACUACUACUACUACUACUACUACUACUACUACUAAUGCUAAUAUUACUAAUACUACUACUAAUACCAUUACUACUACUACUACUACUGCUAGUACUACUAAUACUACUACUACUACUACUACUACUACUACUAAUACUAUUACUAUUACUACUACAACUACUCCUACACACACACACAUACACACACACACACACACACACGGUGGGAAAGUGCAUGAACCCUCAUUCAAUAUAUUGUGUUAACUACAAAGGAUGAUCUUCUGGGCCACCUCCUACGCUUGUGAUCCCACUCACAUGUGAUCUGGUCAGUUCAUCACCUUCUAAGCACCAAAUGCUUAUUAAUAGAGAAAUUCCUACCACUCUAUUUAUAUAUCUGCUAGAGGGCAAAACCGCCUUGACACAAAACAUGUUUAAAACAUUCCACACAAUGAUGUCUAAAGCUGUUUUCUGACUGACAACCCACUACACUCAAACUCCACCACUCUUAAUACAAUGCAGUAUUCAUGAAAUUCUAGCAAUCACGGUCAGCUGCAAAAAAUCAAUAAGGUCUUAAAUGCUCCUUAGGUGAGAGUAGCCCAAGAGUUCUGCAAGCAGUGUGCUGUAGUAUGUGUGGUGGUGAAUGUGAGCUCUUUCUCUCACACACACACACACCAACCCCUCUCUUCUCCACAGCUGCGGGACCUGCUCUGGAGACCUUUGUGGGCGAGGACGUGAACACCAUGCUGAUCCUGAACCUAAUGAGCGGCACAGAGUACGGUGUCAGGGUCAUCGCCUCCUACACCACCGGCUCCAGCGAGGCCCUCACUGGCAAGGCCAGGACA
Molecule: messenger RNA, 17865 nt
Organism: Coregonus sp. 'balchen'
Lineage: Eukaryota; Metazoa; Chordata; Actinopteri; Salmoniformes; Salmonidae
Source: the annotation of a GenBank genome assembly